Oxyura jamaicensis (ruddy duck) is the source of this 5172-nucleotide messenger RNA. RefSeq names its product toll like receptor 5 (gene TLR5). Gene Ontology annotation, cellular component: membrane. Gene Ontology annotation, molecular function: transmembrane signaling receptor activity; protein binding. The transcript has 4 exons. Lineage: Eukaryota; Metazoa; Chordata; Aves; Anseriformes; Anatidae. The record is from RefSeq and is a predicted model, not a curated record. Bases 1370 to 4081 code for a protein of 903 amino acids. Gene Ontology annotation, biological process: inflammatory response; immune response; toll-like receptor signaling pathway.
CUUGAAGGUCUUUUCCAACCAAGAUGAUUUUAUGAUUCUAUAUAUUGCAUAUUAUCUUUUCUUGCUUAAAUAAGAUUUGCCAUUUUUUCAGAUGAAAUUUUCUCAGUUGCCACCAUAAUUUCAGGUUUAUUCCAGAGCUGUACCCAUUGGGUAUUAGUACUUUCUUUGCCACCCCUUUCUUUUUAGGUCCCAUGCUUUCCUGAGGUGUUUGCACUACCAGCUGAAGCUCAUGAUUGUCACCCCAGCAAACAAUCUGAGUGCUGUAUUACCGACCUCGAAGCACAUCUCAAGCCUUUUAGUCAGUUAAGUGAUUUUUUUUCAUAAUAUCUUUGCAAAAUAUUGAACUUAGUGUAGCUACUUUUUAAAAUAUUAUGAAAUCUCUUUGUUAGUCUUUUAAGAAUUUGCAGAAUUUAAAUCCUUAUGAAAUUUCUGAAAUGAAAUUCAUUAAUUUCUGUUAUGAGAGCUUCUGGUUAAUAUUUGAAGCUCUACAGAUCUAUAGAGUUACACUGAUAUAUGCACAGUAUUGCAGGCAUUCUGCCAAGGGAAUCAGACAAGACAACUCAAGGAAUUUAAGUCUAUGGCUAAUUAGACCAUUGUUAUUUUUAAAGGUGCAGAAUUGCAUCUACAUUAGAAAAUACUGAUGUGCUGAUAUUGCUUGAUAGUCCUUUAACAGUAAAAUACUAAAUAUAACUUGCAAAGGUGAAAAAGAUGUUUUUACUAUUUUUUGCUUAUGAUGUAUAAAACUUCUUGAUAGGGUGUUUUUAUGAGACUACUCAUGUGGUUGAGUUUGAGAGUUUUGCAUGCUUGAAUUUUCUGGAGUGAACAGAGGACUGUUUCAGUUUUUAUUUUGCUUUGGGCUGGAAUUCUUAUGAAAAUCUGCUGGCCACUGGAUCUACACCCAUGCCCCAAGCCACGAGCUGAUGCCCUGGGCUGAGGGAUGCCCCCAGCUGCACCCUACCCCUCCCAGCUUCCCAGCUACUCUGCCAGACCAGGGACACCCGCAGCCCUGGUCAGAGAGUUCAGGUCACCUUUAGUCCUGAGCCAUGGCAGACAAACCUUCAGAAAGGUGGAUGCUUUGCGGGCCCUUAGGGACUGGAGAGCUGGUACAUGAUGGUACAUCAUGACUGUGCCAUGCAAAUGAAACCAGAUGGGAGGAUGAGUGUAUCUCAUGCAGAUCAUAAGCUGUUUUCACUUCAGUUUUCUGGAUAUGAAUAAAAACAAACCCAGGAAAACCCUUAUUGGUGUGGGGAGAAGCAGCAUGUUAGUGAAGAAUGCUGUCAACAGAGGGAGGAGAGGAGUGAAGAGAGUGGUUUGGACUUUAAAAGGAAAAUGAGCUAAGGCUUUAGUUAGUGGGGCUGCAAAGAAAGAAAUGAAGAACAAGUCUGUGGAGAGCACUAUACUUCAGGUCUUGCUCACUGACAGCUUCUGUCAAUGUCCUAAGGUGUACACAGCUGAGCUGAGGACAGGCAGCACUACAGCAUCCACUCACAGAGUCAUGAUGUUACAUCAACAGAUACUACUUGUUUUUGGAAUAUCACUAGCUGCGGAUAUAUGUGCAUCUAGAAGCUGUUAUUCAGAAGCCCAAGUCUCCAUAUAUAAUUUCUGCAACCUCACAGGUAUUCCACCUGUGCCAAAGAAUACCACGAUGCUUUUCCUAAAUUUCAACUAUAUCAGGCUAGUGACUUCAUCUUCGUUUCCACUGCUGGAGCAUUUGUUUUUGUUGGAAAUUGGAACACAACUUGUCUCUCGUGUUAACAUAGGAAAAGAAGCUUUCAGGAACCUGCCAAACCUUCAUGUCUUAGACUUAGGACAAAAUAGGAUUCUUCAGCUGGAUCUUGAUGCUUUUGUGGGCUUGACAAGUUUGACUGUACUCCGGCUGUUUUGGAACAACCUUGGAGAUUCCAUCCUGGAGGAGCGUUACUUUCAAGAUUUGAGCUCAUUAGAAGAAUUGGAUCUUUCAGGGAACCAAAUCACAAAACUUCACCCUCAUUCCUUAUUUUAUAAUCUAACAGUCUUGAAAAGUGUGAACCUGAAAUUCAAUGGCAUAUCCAACCUGUGUGAAAGCAAUCUUACCAGCUUCCAAGGAAAACAUUUUUCAUUUUUUAGCCUCAGUUCUACUAGUUUGUAUAAGACUGAUGAAACGGUCUGGGCCAAAUGCCCAAAUCCUUUCAGAAAUAUUACAUUUAACUUACUGGACAUUAGUCAGAAUGGCUGGAGCACAGAGAAAGUCCGAUAUUUCUGUACAGCCAUUAAAGGGACUCUAAUCAAUACUUUAAAUUUUAGCUUUCAUACAAUGGGCUCAGGAUUUGGAUUCGAUAACUUAAAAAAUCCAGAUGAGCAUACAUUUACAGGGCUAGAAAAAAGUGAUCUCCAUGUGCUUGAUAUUUCCAAUGGUUACAUUUUCUCUCUCAAUUCAUUAAUCUUUAAAAGCCUUGGUAAUCUGGAAUCACUAAACAUUUCCAGAAACAAGGUGAAUCAAAUCCAAAGGCAAGUGUUUUUUGGCUUGGGAAAACUAAGAACUCUCAAUCUCGCCAGUAAUCUUUUAGGUGAGUUGUAUGAUUAUUCUUUUGAGGGGCUACAUAAUGUAAUGUACAUUGAUUUGCAGCAAAACCAUAUUGGGAUAAUUGGUCAAAAAUCAUUCAGUAACUUAGUAAAUCUGAAAACAAUUGAUCUCAGAGACAACGCCAUUAAAAAACUCCCUUCCUUUCCACAUCUGACAUAUGCCUUUUUAAACGACAAUAAGUUAAUGUCUGUAGCUGACACAGCAAUAGCUGCAACAUAUCUUGUAUUAGAGAGAAAUUGGUUGGCAGAUCUGGGUGACCUGUAUAAUCUUUUCCAAGUUCCAGGUGUUCAGUAUAUCUUCUUAAAACAGAAUCGCUUCUCUUAUUGUGAGAAAAGUGUUACUGUUAUAGAAAAUAAUCAGUUAAUUUUUAUGGAUCUAGGAGAAAACAUGUUACAGCUUGUGUGGGAGAGAGGUAUAUGUUUGGAUGUGUUCAGGCCACUGUCCAAACUCCAGUAUCUACAUCUGAACAACAACUACCUUAGUGCUCUUCCACAGGGAAUUUUUAGAGGCCUAAUAUCUCUAACAGGACUUAAUCUGGCUUCUAACUUCUUGUCUCAUCUCUCUCCUGGGAUUUUUCCACAAAGCCUAAGAUACCUAAACUUGUCUAGAAACCAGCUUUUUUCCCCUGAGCCUGAAGUCUUUAUGUCUUUGAGUAUUCUGGAUAUAUCACAUAACAACUAUGUCUGUGAUUGUACUUUAAUGAACCUAAUAGUGUGGCUAAAUGAAACCAAUGUAACUCUAGAUGGCUCACAGUCUGACAGGUACUGUGUACACCCACCUACCUUGGAAGGGGUACCACUGUCAUUUCUGAUAUACGAUGAUUGCAAUGAAGAUGAACUCCAGCAGACACUCAGAUUCUCAGUAUUCAUCUUCACGUCCAUCACCCUUCUAAUGUUUUUAAUGGCAGCCAUCAUUUUUACUCGCUGUCGGGGGAUUUGUUUUGUCUGGUAUAAAACUAUCACCAAAAAAAUGAUAGACAGCCAUCCACGAGCAGCAGACACAAGUGAAUACAAGUAUGAUGCAUAUUUGUGCUACAGCAAAAAUGAUUUUGAAUGGGUCCAGAAUUCUUUGCUAAAGCACCUGGAUUCACAGUAUUUUGAUAAAAACAGAUUUACCUUGUGCUUUGAGGAACGAGAUUUCUUGCCUGGGGAAGAACAUAUCAACAAUAUUCGUGAUGCCAUUUGGAACAGCAGAAAAACAAUUUGCAUUGUGACCAGACAGUUUCUCAAAGAUGGGUGGUGUGUGGAAGCCUUUAAUUUUGCCCAGAGCAGGUACUUCAGUGAUCUGAAAGAUGUCCUCAUUAUGGUAGUAGUUGGAUCACUUUCUCAGUAUCAACUAAUGAAGCACAAACCAAUUCGUAUCUAUUUACAGAGGAGUCAAUAUCUGCGAUGGCCUGAAGAUUAUCAAGAUAUAGAAUGGUUUUUAAAUAACCUUUCAUGCCAAAUUCUGAAGGAAAAAAAAGUGCAAAAGAAAGCCGAUGGUAUAGAGCUGCAGACUGUAGCGACACUCUCACAUUGACAGUGCAUGGGUUGCUGGCUUUCCAGAUACCCUCUUUCUAGCUGUGCCACGGCAGGAAGAAACAGAAGCUUUGCUUCAUUCUUCCAUGAAGAAGCAGGUAGUUUUAAUCCUACUAAACAAAGAAACAACUUGAAAGCAACCAGCAAAUACAAGGAAGUGCAAUUAUUGUAUGGACUAUGGCACCCAUUUUCAGAAGAAUCACAAAUGCCUCAUGUUUCUCACAUUUUGGAUGCUUAGUUUCAAACAAUUUAAUACUAUUUACAGAGUGCUACAUACUUACAGGUCUCUGUUUCAUUGAGAGGAGGAAGGGAAAAAGCCCAUACUUUUUUUUUUUUUUUUUUUUUUUUCCCCUAAAAAAAGUCCAUUGUACUGUAUAUGACCCGCAUAUGUUUUCAUGUAUAGCCUAAUGUGAUCAUUGGUUUGUUGAUUACUUGCUCCUGUGCUUUCUGAACUCUGUAAGUUUUCAUGCCCUGUUUCAAAGUAGCAUUAGUGCUUUACACCUUUAUGCUUUAAAUUGGUGUUACACAGAUCUUAUUUGUUCUCUAUUAAAUUACCCACAUCUUCUCAACUGCAAUGUCCAACUUCUGAAUUUCAUUCAUCCCCUUCCCCUCCACAACUUCUCUGUUUCAUGGUGAAACUACAAUCACUGGACUACUUCAUUUGCUGCUAUUUCAGUCUGGCACUUUCUCAGUUGAGCUGCCUCCAGCCCUGCAGAGGGAAAUGAGCAUCCCCUUCAGAUCCGAAGCAAGCCUGGAAAACCAAACAAACCCUCUUGAAAAACAAACAAGAAACUACCUCAGCAGCCACAGGGGCUGUACAUCAGUGAUAUGGCCAAUAGCACAGUAUCUGCUAGGUAGAUUUCACAUUCUGUGGGUGGAAAAUGAAAAUAACUUUUGUGUGUCGUUUGGGUUUUUCUCUGUACAUCCUGUGUCCUGAUUCUAAGAUUUUAUUUUCAAUAGAACUUGAAAUAUUUUUUUCUGCAAUCAUAAUUGUCUAUUUACUCUCUAAAUAUUUUAUCACUGUUUUGCUCAUCUGUGUAUCUUCAGGGGGUUGCUUAGGGUCAUUUUAAUAAAAGUCUGAGCUGUCAGUAA